This is a messenger RNA of Cercocebus atys (sooty mangabey), 2022 nucleotides long. Its product is annotated as atherin-like. The transcript is spliced from 2 exons. The record is from RefSeq and is a predicted model, not a curated record. Lineage: Eukaryota; Metazoa; Chordata; Mammalia; Primates; Cercopithecidae. The coding region runs from base 770 to 1417 and encodes 215 amino acids.
ACUGCACUCCAGCCUAGGCAACAGAGCAAGACCCCAUCUAAAAAACAAACAAACAAACAAACAAAACCAAGUGCCUAUCUAACAUUCUAGAGUGGGAGGACUUUGAGGCAGUCUGCCAGAAGCCCCAGCAUAGGUGGGCAAUAAGACCAGCAUUGUGAGCAUGAGUCUUGAGACUCGGGGUUGAAUUUUGGCCUUACUAUAGCCAGCUGUGUGAGUUGGGAUGAGUUAUUUAACCUACAUAAGCUCCACUCACUGAAUACACUGGACACCAACUCUGAGGCAAGCAGCUUUUUUGCUAUGGAAAGCAGAGAUAAUAUCAGCACCCCCUUCCCCGAGUUGACAUAACUUGCAGUUAGAUGCUCCCAGACAACUUGAUUCAGUGUCUGGUGUGCAGGAGUUUCACUCAAACGUGAGGGUAACCCAAUCCACCUGCAGGUGCUAGGAGGUUGUAGAAAGCCAUCAGUGAUACUGUAGGGAGGGCAUCCUUGACCUCAGGCCUCUGCCUCUAGGUUGGGGCCACUACGACCAGUACCAGUAAGGUUCACCCAGGUGUAGACAGACGCUGGUGGCUCCUGGCCAGCUCAAGGUGUUUGCUUUCGCCUGGUAACCAGGAGGAGUGGCUGAGGCAGGGCAUGGAGCGGAGCAACUCAGCUACAAAGUGCGGAGAGGAGCCCCGCUCUGGAUCCCGCUGGCUCCCCAAGGCUGAAGGAGACAAGUCUGGAUCCGGAGGAGCCCCCAGUAAGAACAGCAGCCGCCUGGGGGGCCGACUAUGUACGCGUACAGCUGGCUGCCGCCCAGGCAGGGCGUCUGGCCGCCGCCGCGGCCGCUCACCUGCACCUACCUGGCCGCCCCUCUGCUACUGCCCCCAAUCCAGGCCCACAGCUUCCGCAGCCGGCCAAGGAGCCUGCACGCGGGCGAGUGGGCGGCCCCUCGGGAAUACCACCGUUUCUACUGCCCCGCCGCGCCACCCGAGGCCGCGCCGCCCUGGUGGGCCUGCCCUCCGGCCUACCCCGCGGCCCCGCGCCGGCCCUGCCCCGCCACCGGCAUCUCAGGACUGUCGCUGCAGGCGCCCGCGCCAGCGGCCGAGAGCUGGGAACCGUGGCCUGAGAGCGGGAGCCUGCAAGCCGAGCUACGCUGGGGACGCGUGGAACGCGCGCAGGGUCAGCCCCUACAGCUUCCGGACUUCGUGCGCCGGGAGCUGCGGCGCGCCUACGGCACCUACCCCCGCGCCGACGUGCGCGUCACCCAGCGCCGCGGCCAGUUCCUGUUGCGGGCGACGCCGCGCGUGAGCGAGCGCGACCGCCGCGUGGAGUGGCGUGUGCGGCGCCGGCCCAACAGCGGCGACAGCGGCAACAGAGGCCCAGCCCAGGAAGCCGCGGAGCGCGGCCGCCCCAGGAAGAGCAAGGGCCUGAGCUGAAGGCGCUGCAAGGCCUUGCAACCGGCCCGCGUGCACGCGCGCGCGGCUCUUCCCUGUGUCUGCCUCCCCGGCCAGGCAGAAAGGAGCCCUCACCUGCGCGCGGGAGGCUGGCGCGCCGCUCACCUGUCUUUUUGGCCUUUCCCAUGAUUGCCUGCCCGCUUCCUGCACUUGUUUCUCUCGGCUUAUUGCUGGACCGUGGGGGAAGGGCAAAGGCAGGACGGAAUCAAGGACACCUCUGGGUGUUCUGUACCUCUUUCCCUCUUGCACCUUGGGAAGUGGAGGACGUGCGAUGGAAGAAGGGCCUGGACCUCUCUUCUUCCUCCUCCCCACCUUCUCCUAAGGAGCCUGCGCUGCAGUAAGCCCCAACUUUCCCUUCCUCUUUUCCCUCUUAUCAGAGUCAAAGCCCACCCUCCUUUCCUACCGCUCCCCUACCCCCGCCCUUCUUGCCAAGCCGAGGGCCGACGGUGAUCCCCAGCUUAGUAGAAAAGUAAAUAGGCCGGCUGCGGUGGCUCACGCCUGGAAUCCCAGCACUGUGGAAGGCCGAGGUGGGCGGAUCGCUUGAGCCCAGGAGUUGGAGACCAGCCUGGGCAUUAUGGCGAAACCCU